AUAAGUCCGCUACGAUGGGAAACUGUGAUGAUUUUCCAGUAUGCAACAUCAAAGAAAAACAAUGCACAUGCACGUGUCAUCAAGGAUUCGAGCUGAAGUCUGGAAAUGAUAAUUUCAUUGAUGCAGCAACUUCUAGAUGUGUAGAUUAUAAUGAAUGUAAUGUCACAACAAGGUGUCCAUCAAAUUCAGAUUGUUAUAACACCAUAGGAAGUUACUACUGUAUGUGCAAAUCUGGAUUUUCUUCUUCUUCUGGGCAGGCAAACUUCUCUGAUAUAAAAGUGAGCUGUGAUGAUAUUAAUGAGUGUGUAGGAAAAGGUGCUGUUGACUGUGGAACCAAUGCUCUGUGCAAUAAUACUGCUGGAAGUUACUACUGUUACUGUAAAACUGGGUAUAAUUCCAGCUCUGGAAAUGUCACGUUCAUGAAUAAGAACAAAUCAACCUGCCAAGGCAUUGAUGAGUGCCAGCGGUAUAAGGAUGUCUGUGGUGAUCACUCCAUCUGCAACAAUAUAACAGGAAGCUAUAGUUGUGCCUGCCAACCUGGGUUCAGCUUUAGUUCUGGGAAUAAUACUUUUGGCUGCAAAGAUAUCGAUGAGUGCCAGCAGGACAAGGAUAUCUGUGGUGAUCACUCCAUAUGUAACAAUACAAUAGGAAGCUAUAGCUGUGCCUGCCAACCAGGAUUCACAUCUAGGACUGUGACUCAUCAGUUCACAAAUGCAAGCAAUUCUAAAUGUGAUGAUAUCGAUGAGUGCCAGCAGGACAAGGAUAUCUGUGGUGAUCACUCCAUAUGUAACAAUACAAUAGGAAGCUAUAGCUGUGCCUGCCAACCAGGAUUCACAUCUAGGACUGUGACUCAUCAGUUCACAAACGCAAGCAAUUCUAAAUGUGAUGAUAUCGAUGAGUGCCUGCAGGUCAAGGAUAUCUGUGGUGAUCACUCCAUUUGUAACAAUACAAUAGGAAGCUAUAGCUGUGCCUGCCAACCAGGAUUCACAUCUAGGACUUUCACUCAGCAUUUCACAAAUGCAAGCAAUUCUAAAUGUGAUGAUAUCGAUGAGUGCCAGCAGGACAAGGAUAUCUGUGGUGAUCACUCCAUAUGUAACAAUACAAUAGGAAGCUAUAGCUGUGCCUGCCAACCAGGAUUCACAUCUAGGACUCUCACUCAUCAGUUCACAAAUGCAAGCUAUUCUAAAUGUGAUGAUAUUGAUGAGUGCCAACAGGACAAGGAUAUCUGUGGUGAUCAUUCCAUUUGUAACAAUACAAUAGGAAGCUAUAGCUGUGCCUGCCAACCAGGAUUCACAUCUAGGACUGUCACUCAUCAGUUCACAAAUGCAAGCAAUUCUAAAUGUGAUGAUAUCGAUGAGUGCCAGCAGGACAAGGAUAUCUGUGGUGAUCACUCCAUUUGUUACAAUACAAUAGGAAGCUAUAGCUGUGCCUGCCAACCAGGAUUCACAUCUAGUACUGUCUCUAGUACAGUCACUCAUCAGUUCACAAAUGCAAGCAAUUCUAAAUGUGAUGGUCAACAAUGUCAGUGCUGUCCUGAGUUAUGGAAUCCAAAUAUUUCUAAGUGUUCUUCUAGACACUUCAUAUUAACCAACAGAACUAAGGGUUCAAUCACCAAACUAGUCAGAACAGUGGAAUUUAAUAUUUCAAGUGAUACGCCGUCAAAUGUCAAGCAAGAAAAAAUAACAACACUCCUGAGAGAAGUGGAGGAAUUUAUCCUGAAUGAUGUAUUGUCAUCACUGAAUAAAAAUGCAACAAAAGAAGAAAUUAAAUACUAUAAUUCAAAUGAAACUGAGAUUUUUGCCUAUCAUGUACCAUUCAGUAGCAGCUAUGGAGAAAAAAUGUUAACCCUAACGGUAGAGAAUGUCACAAUGGGAAUUAAUAGCAAAACAGUCACUAAUGGGACUGAAACAGGUACUCCUCCUUUUGCUAUGCUGACAUCAGUCCAUGGGUCUGAAAUUGAAUCUCUACUCUCUGAUGGCUAUAUUAUUGACCAAAACACAUCAAGUAUGAGAUAUAACGUGAAUUCAAAAGUAGUAAUUGCAACAAUUUCAAGCAAGUUUAAGUUCAACCUCAAAGAUCCAGUCACAUUCAUAUUUCAGAAAAAGGAGAUUAAUAAACAGAAACCAUCUAUCUGUGUCUUCUGGAAAACUGAUGAAAAAAACAGAAGUGGCUGGUCUACAGAAGGAUGUUCUGAAGAAAAUACCAAUACAACACACAUAACAUGUAAAUGCAACCAUUUAAGCAGCUUUUCAGUACUAAUGGCUCUCGAUGAAACAUUACAGGAUGAGACGCCAUUAGCUAUAAUUUCAUAUAUCGGACUUACACUCUCAGUCAUCUGCUUAGUCAUUUCAGUCCUGACAUUUUGGCUCUGUCAUUCUAUUAAAAAUGUCACUACAACACAACUCCUCAACCUUUGUGUCAGCCUACUUGUGGCAGAUGUUAUAUUCCUUUUUGGCAUCUCCAGGACAAGCAAUGAGAAAUUGUGCAGAGCUAUUGCAGUAUUCCUGCAUUACUUCUUCUUGGCUUGCUUCUGUUGGAUGUGCCUGGGAGCACUGCAGCUCUAUCUCAAGGUACAACACUUGAAAGCAGUCAGUGUUUUCCGAACACAUGUCAUGCGAAGGAAAUACCUUUAUCCAGUGGGCUAUGGACUGCCUGCCAUAAUUGUGGCAAUUUCUGCAGCUAUCUCCCCUCAGCACUAUGGAACAAAAAAAUUGUGCUGGUUGGAAAUAAAAAGUGGCUUUAUAUGGAGCUUCAUGGGACCUGUUUGUUUUAUAGUUUUGGUGAAUAUAUUUUUAUUUAGCAAAACCAUUUAUACGCUACAACAACAUUUUUCAUCACUCAACAAAGAUGUGUCAACAAUCAAGAACACAAAGGUACUCCUUUUCAAGGCCAUUGCUCAGUUCCUUGUACUGGGCUGCACGUGGAUAUUCGGUAUCUUUCAGUUUCGACAAGAGAUGCUUUUCAUGUCAUACCUUUUCACGUUACUGAACAGCUUCCAUGGAAUCUUUAUGUUUCUGCUCUACUGUGUUGCUAACAAACUGGUUCUGGAUGAGUACAAGAAGAAAUUUCAAUACCUCUUCAGAAGGAAGAAGAAAGAGCAGGACUUCACUACUACAUCCAGCACUGCUGCCACUUUUAUGAUUGUAUCAUCUCAUACUGGAGAAGCUGCUUCCAAAGUUUCAUGGAACUAAUAUCAGAAUCAGCAAUGCAAAAACAUGAGAUAAAGUUUGUGAAUAAGAAGAACAUUGAAGCAUAUCUAUGAGUAACAUGGGUUAUACACGUUGAUAUAAUAAAUACUCUGUUAUGUUUGAAAUGUACUUUACAUGACUGUAAGAAGUUACUCAUGUAGCUACCUCCACUGCUCAGCUUGCAAAAAACAAAAACAGAAAUGUCAUUGCUUCAGCGCUGUUCUCUACACUUUCUAAAUGCCAUAUGGUAUUUUAUUACUCAAAUCCACAUUUAUCUGGCAUUCAUCUGACAUUUUGCAUUCUUGUCAAGUUACAACCAUUUACGUAAAUUAUUUGGAAAUAUACUAUAUUAAU
Messenger RNA from Protopterus annectens (West African lungfish), 3542 nucleotides. Its product is annotated as adhesion G protein-coupled receptor E1-like. The record is from RefSeq and is a predicted model, not a curated record. The transcript has 22 exons. Lineage: Eukaryota; Metazoa; Chordata; Ceratodontiformes; Protopteridae. The coding region runs from base 15 to 3191 and encodes 1058 amino acids. Gene Ontology annotation, cellular component: membrane. Gene Ontology annotation, molecular function: G protein-coupled receptor activity; calcium ion binding. Gene Ontology annotation, biological process: cell surface receptor signaling pathway; G protein-coupled receptor signaling pathway.